Molecule: messenger RNA, 4860 nt
Organism: Symbiodinium sp. CCMP2592
Lineage: Eukaryota; Dinophyceae; Suessiales; Symbiodiniaceae
Source: the annotation of a GenBank genome assembly
AUGCAAGAACAGGAAUUGCCUGAAGAUGCUACUGUCCAGCCUGGCCGGGGCCGUGGCCGGGGAAGGGGCCGGGGACGGGGAAGGGGCAAAAGCCAGCAGUGUUCACGAGAUGCCACGAAGGGUUCAGAUCCGGUUGUGCAGAAGAAGGAAUGCAGUGGCACGCAGCAGGAUGAUCCGCAGGUGGGUGCUGCAGAUCCGCAGGAGCAAGCGGAGCUCAAGACUUCCCCUGUGAAGAAGAAGCCUCGCUCCAAGAGCAACAAGGGUUCAGGAAAAGGCAAGCAGGAUCCAGAUCAACCUGAGCAGUCGCAGGAAAGCAGUGCGAACAAGCAUGCAGCAGCGGUUGAUGCAAAUCCAGAGCAGCAGGAGACGGAGCUCAGGACUUCCCCCGUUAAGAAGAAGCCUCGCUCCAAGACCAACAAGGGUUCAGGAAAAGGCAAGCAGGAUCCAGAUCAAGCUGAGCAGUCGCAGGAAAGCAUGCAUGCAGCAGCGGUUGAUGCAAAUCCAGAGCAGCAGGAGACGGAGCUCAGGACUUCCCCUGUUAAGAAGAAGCCUCGCUCCAAGCGCAAUUGCAAGGGUUCAGGAAAAGGCGAGCAGGAGCCAGACGCAGCUGAGCAGAAGGCACGCAAGGAUGAUGCAGUACAGGUUGCUGCGAAUCCACAGCAGCAAGAGACGGAGCUGAGGACUUCCCCCGUGAAGAAGAAGCCUCGUUGCAAGGGCCAGCAGUCGCAGGAGAGGCAGGCAACCCAGGAAGUGUCCGGAGCCAGCGAGGCUCCUGAAGGACCUAUGGCAGCCGAAGAGGGGAAUCCUAGCAAAGGCAAGCGCAGGCCUCGGGUUUCCAAGGGCUCACAGGCUGCACCAGGUGUGGCCACAGAGAAGCCGGCUGAGAAGAAGCUUCGGAAUGCAAAGGAUGAUCAAGGAUUGGCCAGAGCUGGAAGGCUGCCCGACAGAUCCUGGGCAGCAUGGACGAGCGACAAGGGCAUCUUCGGAAACAGGGCCAAGCUGCGAGCCGCUUUGGAGAAUGCUUUGGCCGAGCUAGACAAGGACGACGAGAGGGAAGCCAAAAGAAGGAAGACAGCCAAGACAGUAGAGGUAGUUGACUUGAGCAAGGAAGAACCACAGGCAGUGGUUUGCAGGCAGAGCAGCCAAGACAGCCUAGACAGCAGCCAGACAGCUAGAGGAGUCAAGAGGCAGGCCAGCUUCCACACACCUUCGCCGAAGAAGCGUCUGUUCAGUCCUGACAGCAAGGGUGGAGACAGCCAGAGCCCAGGCAGCCAGAGCCCGGGCAGCCAGAGCCCAGACAGCAACCCUGUGCAAAAGAGAAAGAUAGAACAGCUCAAAAAGACCUUAGGCCAAGGCAGUCCAGUCUACUACAGGCUAGACUACCUUUGGGGCAAGGCAGCAGAGGCAGAGGCUAAGCCCGGCCUUUCGCCAGACACAGCUAGUGACAGACAGAAACAGCAGCAAGCUGAGAACAUGCAAAACCUGCAGCAGAAAGCCAGCCAAGCAGUGGAAAAGCUCGGACUGGAGCCAGCUCUUGGAGUUCUUAAAAAGAGACGGGGAGGCAGACCGCUAGGCAGUAAGCAGAAGACGAAAGCGGUGCCGCAUCUUCGCAAGAAGCGAUGUGAUGUGACAGCCAGAACCAAGCUUUCCAUCAUGGAAGAGUUAGACAGAGCAGCCGUAGAUCACAAAAGCAAAAAUGCAGCCAGGCAGCAUGUCAUGAGAAAGUAUGGUGUGAGCAAGUCUUUUUGCUUCAACCUGCAAAAAGACUAUCACAGACAGAAAGUCACUAACUUUCUCGCCAGCACGGGGCGAGGACACAGUGCCAGACAGACAGGCAGCCAUUUGGGUCUCGUGCACCUCGUCAGCAAGUCAACAGGCAGGAGACUGCCUGACCCAGGCAAAGUGCUGGGUAGGCCAGACUUUCUCCAGCCAGUCUGGUCUGAGACCCGUGCUUGGGCCUUGAAUGAGGAAGCCAGCCAGCACGUCCUGACGAACAUAGACCUGCUGAUGGACUUCGAAGAAAGGCUCGACAAAGCCAUUGCAGUCAGGCAGGCAGAACAGGAAAAGGGUCUUCUUGACCAGACAGGUGAGAAGGAGCUGGCAGCCAUGGUGCAAAAGAAAGCCUCGCUAGCCAACAAGCCAAAGCAGAGGAGCAAGUACCAGGUCCAGCUCCUCGCAAAGUGCGGUCUUCGAAACAGAUCCUGCCAACAGACAGCCAACCUGAGCAAGGAGGAUGAGAAAGCCAGGCUAGACUUGUCCUGGCGACUUUGGGACUUGCUUUUGGAACAGGCAGCCAGUCCCACGCCACAGCCGGACUUGCCUGUAGCAAGCCCAGAGCAGUGGACGAUAAAGCGAGCAGAGACAGCCAUCACCAUGUCAGAUCAAGUACCUGCUUGGCUCAAGCCAACGCCAGGGAAGGCGUUGACAUCGGUGGUGCGCUUGAAGCUAGCCAGCGAGCAAAGCAAGGCAGUGCAGAACUUCUUUGCGCCAGACAGACAGCCAGUGGGUGUCGUUAUGCCCACGAUACUUGUCACAUACGGCAAACACUGCAGACUUGAAAACAUCAGCCAGGAAGGCACGUGGAUCAAGUCCGAAUGCUUCCAGGUAGGCAGCAAGACAGUCAGGAGAAGGGCAGGCCAGCGAGUGCCAGGACAGGUCAUGCGCACUUGGCGCAAACUGCGACAGACACAGCCACACCUGUUUGAUGGCAGUGUCAGGGUGUGGUGCCAGCCAGCCGCAGUGGUAGAUAGCGUGAUUUACAGAUGGCAGCUAGAGCUCGAGUCAGAAGAGCACAGCCAGGCAGUGCAGCUCGUCGAUAUGUUCGGCGGAGCAUGGACGACGGAGUCCAUGCACGCCGCUGCACUCCUGCAGCGAGCUCAGACAGGCAUUGCAGCCGGGUGCACCGGCUUGACCCAGGUGACAGACAUCGGGUUCGCCCAGCCAGCCAAGGCAGCUCUCAAAAGGUGGCAGGAAGACUUGAAGCAGCGCAUGCGAGAGAAAGCCAGACAGCAGAAGGUGCAGUGCACCUAUAAGACAGGCCCGGCAGACAUUCUGGAGGCAGCUAGACAGAUGCACGCCAGGAUGGUGCAGUUGAAUGAGACAGAGAAGACAGUCCUUCGCUGCAUGCGGCAGGGAGGCUGGUUCCACUUCCGUCCAGACAGUGAAGGCAGGCUUCAGGACUGUGGCAGCCAGAAAUGGUGUCUGGACUUCCCUGAAGGCAAUGCCAAGCUAGGCAGCGACCACCUCAGAGACAGGUCUCGUUGGGUGGACAAGACAGGCAAGGUGCUUCCGUGGACAGAGGCAGACAGCAAGACAUUUGAUGAAUCCAAUGCAUUCGAACCCGAGGCUACGUACCUGCUUGGCCAGACAGACAUACACUUGAGCUUCCGAGCGAAGCCCAAUCUCCUUGCUCAGUCAGAAAGAGAGCUCAGAGAGGUCAUUCUGAGACAGGUCCACCCGAACGAGAGGAGACGGCUUUUCCAGGAACAGGUGGACCAGACAACCAGCCAGACAAAGACAGAGAAGCAGCAGAGAAAGGAAAAAAGGAUCAAGAACGCGAAGCAAGACAGAAAAAGGCGCAAACUUUUGAAAGAAUGGAGACAGCAGCAAGCCAGCAAGACAAAGAAGCAGGCUCUGCUGUCUGUCGUGCCCAAAGUGGGCCAAAAAAAGGCCAAGAAGAAGGCAGGCGACAAGAAGCCCAGCCAGGUGAAGAAGCAGCAGAAGAAAGACCAGGCGAAGAAGGCUCAAAGACGGGCAGCCGAGCCAGGCAGCGAGGGACACUUGCAUGGCAAGCAAGCUCGAGUGAUCGGUGACCUGGCUCCGCAGACGCUGCUGGGCAAGAUCGUGGUGUGUGGAAAGCAGACAGACAGCCAAGUCCUGAUCAAUGCUGAUGGACUUCAUGAAUGGGUCAGCCACACAGACAUUACGCUGGACGUCAGAGACAGACAGUUUCCGCUGGUUUUGGAUUUUGAGUCUUUCCCCAGUGCUGCAGCCAGUGAGGAAGCGGCAGCCAGUGCAAAAGAUUUGCGGCUUUACAAGCACGAAGAGCUGCUGACAGACAGCCAGCUCGAAGCUGGCAUCAGGGAGAUGUCAUACCGAUUCUCCCAUGGAGCAGAGCCAGCCAGCCUGUGUGUUUUACGGCCAGCAGAGGCCAAGCAACUUAUCCAGACACAUGCACUCAAGGCAGCAGCAAAGACAGCCAUGGACAGCCAGGCUGGUUUGGUCUUGGCAGUCGUGCAAAGCCAGCCUCCGAGACACUGGUCCUUGCUGGUGGUCGAGACAGUCAGAGACAGCCCCGAAGCGAAGGUCAGGUACUAUGACACGUUGCCCGGUGAGGCAGCCUAUAAGGAAGCCAGUGCAGUUUUGAAGGUGCUGCUGCAGACAGCCAAGAAACAGGCCCAGCCUUUGCCUGCGCCAGUCAGUCUGCUCAGACAGACAGACGGCUUCUCCUGCGGCCUCUGGGUCUUGCUGUAUAUGGAGCAGGAGUGGCGGCGGUGGAUGGGUGAGGCCCCGCAGCCACUUUUGAAAGACCUGCCAGCCAGAAGCAGCCAGCUGAACCGCUGGAUUCAGCUGCUGCUGCGAGGCAAAGAGCUAGCCAGACAGAAAGAGAGUCAGCAGCAAGACAGCCAGACAGCAGGAGACACCAUCGCUUUUGGCUGUGCCCACUGCAGUUUUGCUCUGAGUGGCUGCCUUCGCUGCAACAGAACGCAGUUUUUGAAGUAUAUGAGUAGCCAGGCACACAAACAGGCAGAGGAGGCAGCAAAGGCAUCCAAGGCCAAGGCCACGACCAAGGCCAAAGCAAAGGCGAAGGCUCUUGGAAAGCCAGGCAGCUCAGGAGCCAUAUCGUGCACAACUAUUUAA